AUGGUGCUGUGGGAGUCCCCGCGGCAGUGCAGCAGCUGGACACUUUGCGAGGGCUUUUGCUGGCUGCUGCUGCUGCCGGUGAUGCUACUCAUCGUAGCCCGCCCGGUGAAGCUCGCGGCUUUCCCUACCUCCUUAAGUGACUGCCAAACGCCCACCGGCUGGAACUGCUCCGGUUAUGAUGACAGAGAAAAUGAUCUUUUCCUCUGUGACACCAACACCUGUAAAUUUGAUGGGGAAUGUUUAAGAAUUGGAGACACUGUGACUUGCGUCUGUCAGUUCAAGUGCAACAGUGACUACGUGCCUGUGUGUGGCUCCAAUGGGGAGAGCUACCAGAAUGAGUGCUACUUGCGGCAGGCUGCCUGCAAACAGCAGAGCGAAAUACUUGUAGUGUCUGAAGGAUCAUGUGCCACAGAUGCAGGAUCAGGAUCUGGAGAUGGAGUUCAUGAAGGCUCAGGAGAAACCAGUCAAAAGGAGACUUCAACCUGUGAUAUUUGCCAAUUUGGUGCAGAAUGUGAUGAAGAUGCUGAGGAUGUCUGGUGUGUGUGCAAUAUCGACUGUUCUCAAACCAACUUCAAUCCCCUCUGUGCUUCUGAUGGGAAAUCUUAUGAUAAUGCAUGUCAAAUCAAAGAAGCAUCAUGUCAGAAACAGGAGAAAAUUGAGGUCAUGUCGUUGGGUCGAUGUCAAGAUAACACAACUACAACUACUAAAUCUGAAGAUGGGCAUUAUGCAAGAACGGAUUAUGCAGAGAAUGCGAACAAGUUAGAAGAAAGUGCAAGAGAACACCACAUACCUUGCCCAGAACAUUUCAAUGGUUUCUGCAUGCAUGGGAAGUGUGAGCAUUCUAUCAAUAUGCAGGAGCCAUCUUGCAGGUGUGAUGCUGGUUAUACUGGACAACACUGUGAAAAAAAGGACUACAGUGUACUGUACGUUGUUCCCGGCCCUGUACGAUUUCAGUAUGUCUUAAUCGCAGCUGUGAUUGGGACCAUUCAGAUUGCUGUCAUCUGUGUGGUGGUUCUCUGCAUCACAAGGAAAUGCCCCAGAAGCAACAGAAUUCACAGACAGAAGCAAAAUACAGGGCACUACAGUUCAGACAACACAACAAGAGCAUCCACGAGGUUAAUCUAAAGGGAGCAUGUUG
This is a messenger RNA of Callorhinus ursinus (northern fur seal), 1138 nucleotides long. It is a transcript of the gene TMEFF2, whose product is annotated as transmembrane protein with EGF like and two follistatin like domains 2. NCBI's taxonomy places the organism in Eukaryota, Metazoa, Chordata, Mammalia, Carnivora, Otariidae. The record is from RefSeq and is a predicted model, not a curated record. Gene Ontology annotation, molecular function: protein binding.